This is a messenger RNA of Schistocerca cancellata (South American locust), 1223 nucleotides long. RefSeq names its product fatty acyl-CoA reductase 2-like. Gene Ontology annotation, cellular component: peroxisome. The record is from RefSeq and is a predicted model, not a curated record. Bases 30 to 1223 code for a protein of 397 amino acids. Gene Ontology annotation, biological process: long-chain fatty-acyl-CoA metabolic process. Lineage: Eukaryota; Metazoa; Arthropoda; Insecta; Orthoptera; Acrididae. The transcript has 6 exons. Gene Ontology annotation, molecular function: alcohol-forming very long-chain fatty acyl-CoA reductase (NADP+) activity.
UGCCGUGCUGCGAGCUGCAUCCCCGCGUGAUGACGCCCGAGGACGAGCAGAGGGAGCUGGAGGAGUUGCCCGUGGACUGGUGGCCGCCUGGAGUGCUGGACCGGCGCAGCCGCGUCGCCGCCUUCUACGACGGCGCGGCGGUCUUCCUCACGGGCGCCACCGGCUUCGUCGGCAGCCUCGUACUCGAGAAGCUGCUGCGCUCCUGCCCCGGCGUCUCCACGGUCUACGUGCUCGUCAGGGACAAGAAAGGCGUGCCGCUGCGGGAGCGGCUGCGGUCGCACCUCGACAAAGUGGCCUUCAGCAAGGCCCGCGAGGCGUGCCCGGACUACCUGCGCAAGGUGGUGGCCGUGGCGGGCGACUGCUCUCAGCCGGGACUGGGGAUCAGCCCGGCUGACGCCGCCGAGCUCACCGGCAGGGUGUCCGUCGUGUUCCACGUGGCCGCCACGGUGCGCUUCGACGCAGACCUCCGGACUGCCACUGUCACCAACGUUGGCUCCACCUGCGAGGUCGUUGCACUCGCCAAGCGGAUGCCCAACCUCAAGGCUUUCGUCUACAUGUCGACGGCGUAUUCACAUGCUCCCAGAGAUGAAAUCGACGAGAAGUUCUACGCUCCAGCACUGAAGGCUGAGGAGCUGCUCAAACCGAUCAGCGUCAUGAACGACGAACAGCUGGCGCAGGUACUCCCGCUGCUUAUGGGUGACUGGCCCAACACAUAUACCUUCACAAAGGCAAUCGCCGAAGAUCUAAUACGCUCUGAAGCCGUUGGGCUACCAGCCUCGAUCAUCAGGCCCUCCAUAGUGUUGAGCACCUACCAGGAACCACUGGCUCUGUGGGUGGGCAACAUGUAUGGCCCUACUGCCGCAGGGGCCGGAUCGUCUGUGGGACUUCUGCACGCCAUGCAUAUGGAUCGCAGUGCGUUGGUGGAUGGCGUGCCGGCAGACAUGGUGGCCAACGCCACCCUCGCCUGUGCGUGGGACACCUGGCUGAGGGGAGGUGUCGCGGCGUCAGCACUUGGGCAGGCGGAGAACAGCCAAGUCAGGCCCCUGGGCCGCGAUCACGCUACUCUGGAGGCGAGGAGAAGCAGGCACGAUGCUGUGAGUGUGCUGAGGUGUCCCGGUCUGGACAGCAGCGACAAUGGCCUGCAGAACUGGAGUGUGUCGCCACAAGACAGCACAAGACAGCGUGCAAUAGGGAUGCAACAUCUCUCCGGAGUGAGCCAGUGA